AUAGCAUCUCCCCGAACGCAGCUUAAGUAUGCCGUGUGUGGCGCUACCGAUCGCGGGAAGCGAGCGGGAAACUGUGAUGCAAACUUUGGGUUCCGAGCACCAUGAAAGUGUUACACUCGGUGCUCACUCGCACAAGCGCAACCGUGUCCGUGUGCUGCGUAGAGUCUCUGCGCGGACACGGUUGCGCUUGUGUGAGUGAGCACCGAGUGUAACACUUUCAUGGUGCUCGGAACCCAAAGUUUGCAUCACAGGUCUAGAGUAGACGUUUCGAGCAAGAAGACGUUCAGGUUUGACCGUGGUCUCGGUCAGUUGCGCCUUUUGUUCGAGUUGGAAAACCUUGCGUGACGAGUAGUGUCGCGUGUUCAGGAAGCUUAGCUCGUCUGAAAGUCGAGUCGAGUGCAGGUCCAUAGAAGCACAUCCCCACACACAUAUUACAAGAAUGACUGGUGUGAUCAAACGCGAUUCUAUGCUUCCACCGGAAUCCGAUGAUUAUCGAUUUGAAGUUGCCCGUUUGGCGACCUUCAAGAACUGGCCAUGUUCGUGGGUAAAGCCAGAGGCACUCGCGGCCGCUGGGUUUUAUUACACUGGCAAAAGCGACAUGGUGAGGUGUUUUGAGUGUCACUUAGGGAUAUGGGAAUGGCAAGCGGGCUCCAAUCCGAUGGAGGGUCAUAAACAUGGGGCCGCAAGGUGUAAGUUUAUUCAGGAUAUUCCGUGCGGCAACGUGCCGAUCGGCGCGGAUCCUAGCACGAUUCCGGAACCGGUGCCUAAAGAAAAUGACGAAUGUAGCUGUCUUUACGAUAUGAUAUACAUGGGUGGGCCUUAUUCUGGCCCAGACCACGAAGGGACAGAAGAAGAAAAAGUGAAGCACAUGUAUGAAUCGACAGGGCUUGCCUUGAAACCUCAGCAUCCCGCGUAUGCUAAUUAUGCUAUCAGAUUAGCUUCCUUCGACAGAUGGCCUAUAGCAAUGUCGCAAACUAAAGAGUCACUGGCAACCGCUGGUUUCUUCUACACAGGAAGUGGUGAUCAAACGUCGUGCUUUCACUGCGGCGGAGAAUUGAGGGAUUGGAAGCCGCAAGAUGACCCCUGGAUAGAGCACGCCAAGUGGUUCAAACACUGUUCUUAUCUGGUUUUAAUUAAAGGGACGGCAUUUGUGAGCAACAUCACUGGGGGAGAGUAUAUCGCGACAGAAAACUCAGUUACUCAGUUGGAUGAGAAAGUUGAGAAACUUUCUCUGAUGAAUACUGAGAGUAUUGCUAGCGGAAGCUCUCAAAACUCAACGACAUCUGAAGAAGCUAAUACUACAGAAGAGAGUGCUGUAUCAGGUGAGACCAGAAGCGAAGAACAAUCUAUCGAAGGUAACAAACCGUACUAUAAGGACGCAAAAUUAUGCAAAAUAUGCUAGGAUAGAGAGAUACGGAUCGUGUUUAUACCGUGCGGACAUUUAUUGGCAUGCGCGGAGUGUGCGAAAAAUUUGAGAAUAUGCGGCGUAUGUCGUAAGCCUGUUGAACGUACUGUACAAGUGUACUUCCCAUAGUGUCCUUAUCCGUGUGAUACAUAUGCAAAUUUUGCCCCCAAACUUUCUACUUCGUCAUUAUAAAGACUGAUAUUUGGACGCAAAACUGAAUGAUAUGACUCGUGUAGCAUACUGAUCAGCAGGUACAAACUAUGCAAUGUUAAAGCUCUCGUUAAUGAAACACUAGCUUCACGGUUGUCAUGGUCUCAAUAGAACGGAUAUUCUGUUGUAAUACUAAGAAAUCGUGAAUGUAAUUUGUAAUCGUUGUACGAGUAAUAGAUGUUCCUAUAUUAAAAUAUAUAUAUGUAUAUGGCUAUGUAACCGAUAUUGCAAAAAUUGUUAGUGUGUGAAACACGUAUGGCAUAUCACAAAUUUUCAUAUUUGAACUAUUAAAUGGCGCAAAUACAGGAAAUCGUUAAAAUCAGAACAGAUAGAUUGUACCUGCAACGGAAUGUUGCUAUUUGAAUGUUUUUGAGUUUAUAUUGUUGUUCACAAACGCGAUAUUUGCUGAAAAGAAUGCGCUGAGACGGUGAGAUAAAAACAAAGCGACCAUUGUAGGAGUACAAAUAGCAACACAACGCACGGAGUCUAGUCAUUUUU
Vollenhovia emeryi is the source of this 2113-nucleotide messenger RNA. Its product is annotated as apoptosis 1 inhibitor-like. Gene Ontology annotation, cellular component: cytoplasm; nucleus; spindle microtubule. Lineage: Eukaryota; Metazoa; Arthropoda; Insecta; Hymenoptera; Formicidae. The transcript has 3 exons. The record is from RefSeq and is a predicted model, not a curated record. Gene Ontology annotation, molecular function: cysteine-type endopeptidase inhibitor activity involved in apoptotic process. Gene Ontology annotation, biological process: regulation of cell cycle; negative regulation of apoptotic process.